AUGGUGGCCGGAGCCAACAUGGAGUCCUUAGUAGGAUAAGGGUGAAACUGCUGUUGCUGGCUGCUCCUGUUCUUCCCCCCAUCAUGUUGGUGCACUUAUUUCGGGUCGGGAUUCGGGGAGGUACUGUCCUAGGCAGGCCGCUACUCCCCCUCCGCUUCCAGACAUUCUCGACCGUCAGGCACUCUGAUGGCCGCCACAGCUCCUAUCUCCUCAGGGCUGUGGCCCAGCUGCGGUCCCAGCUCCGGGCUCGCCUCCCUCAAGUGCCACCGGGUCCAGGUCGAAGCCCCUCUUCCUGGUGCUGGGUUGGGGGAGCCCUCCUGGGCCCCGUGGUGCUGAGUAAGUGCCCCCGCCUCUGCCUUGUGGCGCUGUGUGAGGCAGAAGAGGCCCCUCCUGCCUCCAAACCCUAUGACGUGGAGACCCGCUUUAACUGGAAGCUCUUCUGGCAGUUUCUGCGCCCCCACCUGCUGAUCCUGGGGGCAGCCAUCGUGCUGGCACUGGGUGCGGCACUGGUGAAUGUGCAGAUCCCGCUACUCCUGGGCCAGCUGGUGGAGAUUGUGGCCAAGUACACGAGGGACCACAUGGGCAACUUCCUGAAAGAGUCCCGGAGUCUCAGCACCCACCUGCUCCUCCUCUACGGCCUCCAGGGAUUGCUGACCUUUGGGUACCUGGUGCUCCUGUCCCGCAUCGGUGAGUGCAUGGCUUUGGACAUGCGGAGGGCCCUCUUCAGCAACAUGCUCCGACAAGACAUUGCUUUCUUUGAUGCUAAAAAGACAGGGCAGCUGGUGAGCCGAUUGACAACUGACGUGCAGGAGUUUAAAUCGUCCUUCAAACUUGUCAUCUCCCAGGGGCUUUGAAGCUGCACCCAGGUGGUUGGCUGCCUGGUGUCCCUGUCCAUGCUGUCCACACGCCUCACGCUGCUGAUGUUGGUGGCCAUGCCCUCCCUGAUGGGAGUUGGCACCUUGAUGGGCUCAGCUCUCCGAAAAUUGUCUCGCCAGUGUCAGGAGCAGAUAGCCAGGGCAACAGGUGUAGCGGAUGAGGCCCUGGGUAAUGUUCGGACUGUGAGAGCCUUCGCCAUGGAGCAGCGGGAAGAGGAACGCUACGGAGCAGAGCUGGAAGGGUCCCGCUGUAAGGCAGAGGCACUGGGCAGAGGCAUCGCCCUGUUCCAGGGGCUCUCCAUCAUCGCCUUCAACUGCAUGGUCUUGGGCACCCUCUUUAUUGGGGGUUCCCUCGUGGCUGGACAGCAGCUGACCGGGGGAGACCUCAUGUCCUUCCUGGUGGCCUCCCAGACGGUGCAGAGGUGAGUGUGGGCGGCCCCCUUCCUCAGCAGCGCUGUGGGCUGAAGGGCGCGUGCCCCCUGCUGCUCCCCUGAAGCACAGGCCCUCCUCCCCGAGCGCCCUCCAGCCUGCUUCACUGACUCCACUCAGAGAUGCAGCUGUCAGGUCAGCCUUCCAAACCACUCAGGGGCUUUAAGACAUUUUUUGGUUAAUCCUGACCCAAGAAUAUGUUUUCAACUGAUUUUUAGAGAGAGUGGAAG
Molecule: messenger RNA, 1534 nt
Organism: Myotis brandtii (Brandt's bat)
Lineage: Eukaryota; Metazoa; Chordata; Mammalia; Chiroptera; Vespertilionidae
Product: ATP-binding cassette sub-family B member 8, mitochondrial-like
Exons: 2
Coding region: 84-854 (256 amino acids)
Biological process (GO): transmembrane transport
Cellular component (GO): membrane
Molecular function (GO): ATP binding; ABC-type oligopeptide transporter activity
Source: RefSeq, a predicted model, not a curated record